UCCAAAUUAGUCUUUCGAAUCAGAAGCUCAAUUCAGUCGGACUCUGGCCUCCACGUCGGAGUUUUCCGGCGUCGGCAAACGGCGCAUCUACGCCGUACUCCUCCGAAUCCGGAGUUCGAGCCAAAAGAGCUUCAGAGUUAGUUGGGAUGGAUCGCGGCGCAGAGAAAUCAGGUUUCCCGCCAAAACGGCUUGAUAGGCAGCUGGACCUCGAUGUUUUGCCUUUAAAUGUUGCCUUGCCGUUGCCGGAGCGAACAAAGUUGGAGUUCAAAUCAAAACCUAAUCGGAAUCUUCAGCUGUCUCUUCCUCCUCGUCCGCCGCUUCCUCGAGUUAAGUUGGAUUUCCAAAGUGAACGAUCACGUAUUACCACUGAAGUCAAAGAUGGUGCGACCAAGGAACAGAAACGUUGCAAAUGCAAACAAUCAAGACGUAUUAAGUUGUACUGUGAAUGCUUUUCUUCUGGAACAUACUGUGACAGGUGCAGCUGCUUUAGUUGUCAAAAUAAUGUUGAGAAUGAGGCUGAUAGGGAGGCAGCUAUUGGAUAUACCUUAGAGCGCAAUCCUAAUGCAUUCAGGCGGAAGAUUGCUAACAGUCCUCAAACAACUCAUGAAUAUGAGGAAGAGGCAAAAACUAUUGUUCCAGCUUUUAAACACAAGGGAUGUCAGUGCAAGAAAUCAGAAUGCCUCAAGAUGUAUUGUGAGUGCUUACAGUCUAAAAUCCUUUGCUCUGAGAGUUGUAAAUGUGUGAACUGCAAGAAUUCACGGGAAGGAGAAGAGAGAUCAGCCUUCUCAAAGGGGAGAAAUACAGAAUGCAUGGCCUUCAUCAAGCAAACAAAUGCUGCCAUAGCUGGUGCAAUUGGGAUUUCCGGCUAUAGGUCUCGAAAAUCCAGGAAGAGGAAAGAUCGGGAUAACUUUCCUGGUUCAAAUAGGGAGGACCAACAAAUUCUAAGGCUUCUAAAAGAUCUGCAGAAUGAUGGUUCUGCAGCAUUGGCUUCUUCAAAGAUAACUUGCAGGUCCUUGUUAGCCGGUAACAUCCAACAGCUAGAUACGUGGGAGCUUUGUUCUAUUUUGGUGGAGGUAUCACAAGCUGCUACAAUCCUAGCAGAGCAAAAUAGUUCUGUCAAUACACAAACUGUGAGAGAAAACCAGACAGCAAGCUCUACUGCUAAUUUAGAUGGCGAGAAUCGCCACAAAGGACCCACGGUUCACAAAGCUACGCCAAAUGGCUAUUUGGGCAUCGAUCAGGAAAACAAAAAUACCACAGAUGAAACCCACCCUGGUGAUGCCAAUGCCCAGGAAGGGAUGCCAAUGUCUCCUGGAACACUAGCAUUGCUGUGUGAUGAUGAGUGCAUGUUCGCGGAAGACGCAUCAUCAGACCUGAUAAACAUUUAUCACUCCAACAAAGAUAUCUGUGUAGAGCAGGAAAGGCUCGUGCUGAUGAAAUUUCGAGAUUAUCUGCACAGGCUUAUCACGCGUGGAAACAUAAAAGCUGAAGCGGAUACAAACGAGUUCAAAGGGAAUCUGUUGACAACAUAUUGCAAAACAUGCAACUGAAUGAUGAGCGGAAGAGAACGGCAUUGGUCCGCAACACUUUCUUUUUGCAAAUUUAAUAACCAAUUAAUAAGGCUCGUUUAAUGGAUGUAAUAAAUUUUGUUGGCAUGGUUGUGGGAAGCAACUUUGAAGAAUAAAGUCAUAAUCCAUAUCCAUUGGUUCUUCUA
Rhododendron vialii is the source of this 1714-nucleotide messenger RNA. Its product is annotated as protein tesmin/TSO1-like CXC 6. The record is from RefSeq and is a predicted model, not a curated record. Lineage: Eukaryota; Viridiplantae; Streptophyta; Magnoliopsida; Ericales; Ericaceae. Bases 147 to 1550 code for a protein of 467 amino acids. Gene Ontology annotation, cellular component: nucleus. Gene Ontology annotation, biological process: regulation of DNA-templated transcription. The transcript is spliced from 9 exons.